AUGGAUGACAAGCCUGAAACCUCUGCUGCCGCCACCAAACCAACCGCCCUACACCCUACUUAUUCCGUCACUAACAUCCAGUCCAAGAUUCGUACCUUGGAUGGGUCCACGGUCACUUAUUCCUCAUGGGUCCAGCUGUUCCAGCUUCACGUAGUUGCAUACAAGGUUGUCGAUCACAUUGACAACAACAUCCUACCUCAAAUCCUGCCCAAUACAACUUCAGCUAAACAGUCUUGGGAUAAACUUGAGAAGAUUUACCUCAGCAAUAAGAAAGCCCAAGCAGCCGCACUCGAAACUCGAUUCUGCAAUCUGUCCCUCUCAGCUUGUGCCUCCCUGGAUGAUUAUUGUCAACAAUUGCUGAACCUUGCCACUCAACUUGCAGAUGUCCAUCACCCCGUCACCGAUGCACGAUUAGUCUUACAACUGGUUCGCGGUCUUCCUGCUGAGUACAACACCACUGCCUCAUUUAUCAAUAACAAGGAAGCCGACUGGGAUCUUGCUAUUUCUCUCCUUCAAGAUGAGGCCAUUCGCAUUGAAGCACAAAAAGGGACCACGUCAUCUGUUAUGGUGGCAGCGAACUCCAACAGCAACUCCUCACCACAGCCGGCUCUCACAACCACUUCUUCUGAUCACCCUAAUGAGUCUAACACCAGCAGCCAAUCCAGGGGAAGAGGUCGCGGAUGUGGCAGAAACAACUAUCGCGGCGGCGGUCGCCGUGACAACCGGGGUGGUGGGGCUGGCCGCUCAUUCUGGACAGCAGGGAAUCCUUCAGCAUACAACUCACCAUACCCAAAUUAG
Helianthus annuus (common sunflower) is the source of this 798-nucleotide messenger RNA. RefSeq lists its product as uncharacterized. The transcript is spliced from 2 exons. Bases 1 to 798 code for a protein of 265 amino acids. The record is from RefSeq and is a predicted model, not a curated record. NCBI's taxonomy places the organism in Eukaryota, Viridiplantae, Streptophyta, Magnoliopsida, Asterales, Asteraceae.